Molecule: messenger RNA, 1350 nt
Organism: Phlebotomus papatasi
Lineage: Eukaryota; Metazoa; Arthropoda; Insecta; Diptera; Psychodidae
Exons: 3
Coding region: 503-1192 (229 amino acids)
Source: RefSeq, a predicted model, not a curated record
CGAGUCAGGUGAACCUAAACUUUCUACUUGUGACCAAAGUGAAAGUUUUCCAUCAAUUUCCAAUUCAUGGGAAAACUAUUUCCCAUUCUGAAUAUUUCAACAAGUCAGUGAAGUGUCUACCUGUGCUCUCCAGGUCACUAGGAACAUUAGCAAUCAUACUAAGUCAUCAGAAGUGGACUCAAAUAAAUUGCUAUUGGAGUAACGACAAAAAGCGCAAAAAGGCACGUCAUAAAAGCUCAUGUUGGGUGCAAUAAAUUAACACGCAGGAGUCAAUUAUUUCUUACGGUUAUUAAAAAAAAAACACAAGCAAAAAUAGCACCUGUGUGUGGUGAAAAGCAAAAUAUUACUGUGAAAAGUGUACCUGAGAGUGCUAGAAAAGCACAAGUUCUAGCUUGAAGCAGCAAUUCUUGCGGUGUUGAGUAAAAUUGGGUGGUUUUGCUUAGCAGCUACCACCAUCAAAAUCAACUCCAGAGAUUUACAAGACUCAUAAAAAAAAGCAAAAAUGGGCUGUGCAAAUUCUUCACCACUAGCCAAUGGAGCUGAUAAUAUCAUGGGAACUGCCAAAAGUGCUGCUCAGGAUAUGAAACACACCGGCGAAGAAAUGUUAAAUGAUGUUAACAGUUCAAUUACCGGAACAGUGGAUUAUGUUAAGGACACAGUCGUGGGUGCAGUUCAGGGAAUGGGCCAGGAACUCGAGAGCGCCAUAAAGGGUGGCAAGGAUGAAAAGAAUGAGGAUGAUUUGAUGGUUGAAGAUCUUACAGAUAGCAAAUAUAUCCCACUGAAGGAGCCAAAUGGUUUGCUGGAAGACCACUUGGAGGAACGGAAGACGGAGAUGCUAAAGCGUGUUCAGAGUUUAUCGGAUGAAGCAGACAAAAUGGCAGAUGAGCUGAUCAAAGAAACGGAAGAUGUGAUAGUGGAUGGAGUUGAGGAUGUGACGAACAAAGUACAAAAUGGACUGGAGGGUGCUAAAGAGGCUGUGGAGAAUGCAAUGAAUGAGAUUGAAGAGGUGACGGACAAAACACCCGUACACUCAAUUGACAGCCUCAAGACCGGAACACCUGAACCCGAACUUGAGAGGAUACUCGAGUCCAAUGAAGACACCAAGUCACCCUCUCCAAAACCCACCCUCAUGCAACUAGAGGACUUGGAAGCGGAUCCACCGGCGCCAUCCGAGACAAAGAUACCAGAGUGAGUAAGGGAUUUAUCUCACAAAAACAAACCACACACAACCUCUAGUAAUGGCAAAUUCACUCCUCAACAAUCCCAACACCACUCUUUUCAACGAACAAUAGCAUCAGUAUCGAUUUGUAAUGAAGAAUCUAUAUAUUGAAUACAACAUUCUCCCCAAAA